This is a messenger RNA of Arachis stenosperma, 3133 nucleotides long. RefSeq lists its product as uncharacterized. The transcript has a single exon. Bases 503 to 2920 code for a protein of 805 amino acids. Lineage: Eukaryota; Viridiplantae; Streptophyta; Magnoliopsida; Fabales; Fabaceae. Gene Ontology annotation, molecular function: protein binding; calcium ion binding. Gene Ontology annotation, cellular component: plasma membrane. The record is from RefSeq and is a predicted model, not a curated record.
UUAGGAUUCCAAAUACAAAGCUAUGGCUUUUUUGAAUUGGUCCCCGAUUGCCUUUUCUGCCCCCUUUCGAAUUACCCCCGCACACACCCGCCCAUCCUCAUCACCGUUAUCAACAACGACUAAACAAUUUUUGAAUCCCAAUUGACAAUUGUAAAAUAAUCCUAGUUUUAGAAAACAAGUAAGGGUUUCUACUUUCUAAUUUCAAACCCCCUUUAAAAAAGUAAAAGAAAAAAAAAUCGCAUCCUUCAAUGUUGGCCCCUCUUUCCCUUUUCGGAUUUCCCCAACCCCCCACACCCACCAUCCAUCAUGAUUAUCAUGAACAAGUAACGAUUUUUCAGCCCAUCACCCUCCAAAAUCCCAAAAAUGUUCCUAAACAAAUUGAUUAGGGUUCCAGUUUAGGAAAAUUGGGGAAAAAAAAAGAAUUAGGGUUUUUUCUGUUCUUAGCCCAAAACCACCUGAAAUACCGUAACAACCACCAAGUGUCAAUUUGGAGGCUGUGGAAAUGGCGACGAGGGGCACGAGAUCCGAGAAGGUUCGGAGAAUUUUCCAGCAAUUCGACGCGAACAGCGACGGUGGUCUCAAUAGGGAGGAAAUGGCUUCGCUUGUUGUGGCAGUGAACCCUAGGGUGAAGUUCAGCGACGAACAGAUCAACGCCAUUCUCGACGAGGUUUUCCGAACCUAUGGCGAUUUCAUUGACGGAGAUAAGGGGCUCACCUACGAGGGCCUCCUCCGAACCUACGACGACGGUGCCGGCGACGUGGAUAGGGACUUCGACGCACUCGGCCUCGAGCUCAACCUCGAGGAGGCUGCGGCCGCCGCUAAGGGCUCCUCGGCGGCGGCGGCGUCCGAGGCCUCGUCUUCGUCCAUUGUAGACGAGAGGAUGGCGGUGGAGACGCAGAAGAAGCAACGGACGGCGGCUUGGGCCGUGUCGCCAAACCACGGGAUUGUGUUCGACGACACUUGGAAGAUUGUGGACGAUUUGGAGAUUCUAAUUAAGAGGCUGAGGACGAAGCAGGCAAAAGAUGGAAAAUUGAAAGGGGAGAAUUUUGAUGCGUAUUCAGAUGCCGGUUGGUCCCGGGAAUUGGGGCCUUCCGCAGAGAUUUCGGAGAAAAGGGUGUUUUGGGAAGAAUCAGGACAUGAUUAUGCUGUGUUUUUGAAGGAAUUAGGGGGUUUGAGGGGUAGGGCAGAUGCUGCUAGGUCAAGGGAAGAGGCAUUUGAUGGACACAUGGCGAUUGGGCGAGUUUUGUAUGAGCAUCAGUUGUUCAAGGAGGCUUUGGUGAGUUUCAAGAGGGCUUGUGAGUUGCAGCCUGUUGAUGUGAGGCCACAUUUUAGGGCUGGGAAUUGUUUGUAUGUUCUUGGCAGGUACAGGGAGGCCAAGGAGGAGUACCUGUUGGCUUUGGAGGCAGCUGAGGCAGGCGGGAAUCAGUGGGCCUAUUUGCUACCGCAGAUUUAUGUCAACCUUGGGAUUGCGCUGGAAGGUGAAGGUAUGGUCUUGAGUGCCUGUGAAUAUUAUAGGGAGGCUGCAAUUCUUUGUCCCACUCAUUUUAGAGCAUUGAAGCUACUAGGUAGUGCACUUUUCGGUGUAGGGGAGUAUAGGGCUGCUGUGAAGGCGUUGGAGGAAGCAAUUUUCAUGAAGCCUGAUUAUGCUGAUGCGCAUUGUGACUUGGCUUCGGCUUUGCAUGCCAUGAAUGACGAUGAGAGGGCAAUUGAGGUGUUUCAGAAAGCUAUUGAUUUGAAGCCUGGUCAUGUAGAUGCUCUAUACAAUUUGGGUGGGCUUUAUAUGGAUCUUGGUAGGUUCCAGAGGGCUUCAGAGAUGUACACUCGGGUUUUAGCCGUUUGGCCAAAUCAUUGGCGAGCACAGCUGAAUAAGGCGGUGUCAUUGCUGGGAGCUGGGGAGAAUGAAGAAGCCAAGAAAUCUUUGAAGGAAGCGCUGAAAAUGACGAAUAGGGUUGAGUUGCACGAUGCAAUAGCACAUCUGAAGCAGCUGCAGAAAAAGAAGACAAAAAGUAAUGGAGGUUCUUCUGGGGAAUCAACGUAUCUUGAAGUUGAACCAUCCAAGUUCAAGGUUGUUGGAGACAAGACUACUGUGAGGCAGGAAUUAGCAACUGCCUUGCAAAUCAGAGCACUUCAGAGGGUUUCUAGGUUAAAUCGUUGCAGUGUGGAGCUUUUGAAGAAGGAAAUGAGUGAACAUGAUGUGCCAGUGUCGUAUUCGGGAAGUGGUGUUCCAGAAAAGUCCAUUCGGAAGCCAAACUUGGAAGAAAUUCUUCACAGAUUACUUAAUUUUUUAAAGCCCGAGACUUUUCAAGGAGCAGUAAAAGCCAUAAAUGAGAGGAUACUUUCUGUUUUGGAUGAAAGUGGCUCAGGCAGAGUGGAUCUGGGAAUGUUUUUUGCCAUUCUAGCUCCUAUUUGUGGCGGUCCUCCGGAAAGACGCAAAAGGGUUGCCUUUGAUGCUCUUGUUUGGCGUCCCAUGAAUGAAGACGGUGCUAGCGUUAGGAAAGUUGAUGCUACAACAUAUAUCAAGUUGUUAAGGGCUAUUUAUGUUCCUUCACAAGGGGUUAGUGAAUUAAUGGAAGUUCAUGGAGAAUCGGAUACUUCAAUGGUGUCUUUCUCCGAGUUUCUUGUUAUGUUUGAUGAUCCAGAUUGGGGGUUUGGCAUCAUGCCUACUCUGGUGAAGCUUGAAGCAGGGGAUAGAAAUCGACAUGGCAACAGCGUGUGUGCUGUUUGUCGCUACCCAAUUAUCGGUUCCCGGUUCAAGGAGAUAAAAUCUCAUUUUAGUUUGUGUAACCAAUGCUACAGUCAGGGAAAGGUUCCUUCCACGUUUAAGCAGGAAGAGUACAGAUUCAAAGAGUAUGCAAGUGAAUCUGAAGCUAUGAAAGAUAAGUGUAUGUGCUUUAAUUUGCAACCCCGUACUGACCAGUAGAUAGAUGAAUUCAAUUUUUUGUCUCCUGAUGUUUAUUUUUUUCAUGGUUCUGCCGCCGUGUAUUAUCCGUCUUGUUAAUUCUAGCUUUUUCAGUGUGGAAUAUCUUAGCUCAUGUGUAUAAUAAUUGUUUCAGGUUGUGCUUUAGUAACUGUUUAUAUUGUAAAACAUUUAACUGAACUUCGAAAAUUUGCAUUGAUCAUGUUUCUAUGUUCA